Lachancea lanzarotensis is the source of this 4215-nucleotide messenger RNA. It is a transcript of the gene SGS1, whose product is annotated as LALA0S05e07404g1_1. Lineage: Eukaryota; Fungi; Ascomycota; Saccharomycetes; Saccharomycetales; Saccharomycetaceae. Gene Ontology annotation, biological process: double-strand break repair via homologous recombination; DNA replication. Gene Ontology annotation, molecular function: ATP binding; four-way junction helicase activity; 3'-5' DNA helicase activity. The transcript has a single exon. Bases 1 to 4215 code for a protein of 1404 amino acids. Gene Ontology annotation, cellular component: chromosome; cytoplasm; RecQ family helicase-topoisomerase III complex. The record is from RefSeq and is a predicted model, not a curated record.
AUGCAAGACAAUCUGAAAGCUCAGAUUGGAUGGCUAAAAAAAAGCAGGGCUUUUGAGCCAAAACAGGAGCUUUUAAACCGAGUUUUAAGCCUUGAAACAACCGACAAAAGACAAAAAGUGGCAACUCAAUCACAAGGUAAAGCUUGGGCUCCAAACCCUGUAAUUGACUUGACUAGCGAGACCAGGGUCAGCAUGGUGGUGCCUGUCGUAGCUCAGCCGCCAAAUCGAUCCACUUUUAGUGCGGUGGGAAGCACCGAAGAAGAAAGCGUCACACCACGAUCUGGAAUCUCAUUUUCGCAUCCAACGGCUGUAAGGCCCUCAAAAGGACUCACAGAGUCCACUCAAUUAUCGCAGAAACCGACCUCACUCCCUGCCACUUCGUAUGUGGAAUCUGGGAGCACAACUAGCCAUCCCAGCCAUGAGUUCCAGUCAAGACUGCGAAAGGACUAUCCUAAUUUGCCGUCUUCAAGCUCUAUAGAGGUUAUAUCAUUGCAAGAAAAGGUUAUUGGACUGCUGGAGGAGAAAGCUGCGACAUUUGGACGGAGAUGCUCGAUUAUAGAGUCCACUUCUCUUUCAAAAGAUGCUCAGAGAGUCCAGAUUCAACAACUUGAACCUAGGCUAAUGGCACUGGAAGAAGAGUUGAAAUUACUCAAAAACACACUAAUUCUAAUGAAACCUGCGCAACGUGUUCUUGAAAGCUGUGCAAAUGAAAGUCGGCAUGAGCCUGCAAGCCAUCCUUUUAUUAGCGUGCCCGCUCCUAGUGUUUGUGCGCCGAAGCAGCAAGAUUCUCGGGUGGCACACCGCCAAACUACCAUAGAAAAAGAUCUCAUAACAGUUCUGGAUGACGAAGACGAUGAUGUCGACGAUGAUGAUGAUGAUGAUGAUGAUUUAGACAAAGAUAAAGACACCGGUCAUGAUAAAAUGGGCGGCAAAGGUCAACCUCCAUUUUUGGCCCCAGUAACAAAGUCUCGCGUGGUACCGACGAUACAAAAUGAUACAGAAGUGGUACGUGCGAGACCAUUGCGCAAGCAUAAGGCAAUCAAUUAUAAACUUCCUGAGAUGGAGGAUAGCUUGAACUACAACAUGAGGCCGUCGUUUUUGGCAACACAGCAGUCAGGAAGGGACGAGGAGGACACCACCAUGGAUGCAGAGCAAGAAGACUCGCAUUUUUUGCUCACUGCGGAGGAAGAACAUGAUGAAGCGCGAACUAGCGAUCGGGAGUUCGUUGAGGAUGGUCUGGAUAAUUUGCUAGAUGGAAGCGUCGAUGGAGAAUAUCAGGCAACUCAGGAUUCAAGUGCUGGUAAUUUAUCUCCGAGAGACCCCGAACUGAUUUCAGAGAUGGAUCAAAGUAUAAAUGUCCAGAUUAUAGGCUCGUCACCAAUUCAAGAUUCGCGCAAAGAUGCUGAUUCUCGUUCUGGGACGCCUGAGCUUGAUCUGACAGGGCCCAAUAACGCUCCCGAAUUCGAUACGAUAAGCGAAAGUAUACAGCAGACCUUUCCAACUCAUACUCAGACCACUUGGCAGCCUUCUACAUUGAACGCUGAGGUACUUGCGCUACGCGAUGAUGAUGUUGUACACGAUGACACAUUCACUCACAGCGACUCAGAGGAUUUCGAUGACUUUGAUGCUGAGAGGGAAAAUUUGACUCAAGGGGCCAAUGUUAGGGAAGUAGAUGACGACCUAAGGAUUCUUUCAGAGCAAAGAAUAGAGAAUUCAAACAGGUUGAGUCCCAACGUCAAGCGCGAAAUUAUCGACGUAGACUCAGUUUUCAAUGUUGACGAUCAAACAUAUCAGCUAUCAAAGAGGCAAGGAGACGUCACCAAAGAAUCACCCGUUCAAGACGUGGAAGAACCCAAAUAUCCCUGGACACAUGAGGUUUUGUAUCGCCUCCAUCAUUCUUUUAAGCUGCCAGGAUUUCGCUUCAACCAGCUCGCUGCGGUUAAUGCUACUUUGGCCGGUAAAGACGUUUUCGUUCUCAUGCCGACAGGUGGUGGUAAAUCCCUGUGCUAUCAACUUCCAGCUAUCGUAAACUCGGGCACAACAAGUGGCACCACCGUUGUCAUAUCACCACUUAUCUCUCUUAUGCAGGAUCAGGUUGCUCACCUGCUGGCCAAAAAUAUCAAAGCGUGUAUGUUCAGUUCGAAAGGCACAGCUGACCAGAGGCGGCAAACGUUUAACCUAUUUAUCAAUGGCUUACUUGAUCUCAUUUACAUCUCUCCAGAAAUGAUAAGUGCUUCUGAGCAAUGUAAGAAAGCAAUUGGAAGAUUGUAUAGAGAUGGAAAGUUGGCGCGGAUUGUUGUCGAUGAAGCUCACUGCGUAUCGAAUUGGGGACACGAUUUCAGGCCGGAUUACAAAGAACUGAAGUAUUUCAAGAAACAAUAUCCUGAUAUUCCUAUGAUUGCACUCACAGCUACGGCAAGCGAGCAGGUAAGACUUGACGUUGUUCAUAAUUUAUGCUUGAAGGAUCCCGUUUUUUUGAAGCAAAGCUUCAAUAGAACUAACCUAUACUAUGAGGUGCUUAAGAAGGGCAGAGAUACAGUCUCUUCUAUAUGUGCCGAUGUUAAAACACGGUUCAAAAAUCAAACAGGUAUCAUAUACUGCCACUCUAAAAACGCUUGCGAGCAAACAGCAUCUCUAAUGCAAAAAAAGGGUAUCAAUUCAGCUUAUUACCAUGCUGGCAUGGAACCGGAUGAGAGAAAUCAAGUUCAACAAGCUUGGCAAGCCGACAAAAUUCGAGUUAUCUGUGCGACGGUUGCAUUUGGAAUGGGUAUAGACAAACCGGACGUUCGCUUCGUUUAUCAUUUAACAGUGCCAAGAACUUUGGAAGGUUAUUAUCAGGAAACAGGGCGUGCAGGGAGGGACGGAAAAUACUCGUUUUGCAUAAUGUACUAUACCUUUCGUGAUGUGCGUACCAUGCAGACUAUGAUUCAGAAAGACAAGAAUUUAGAUAGAGAUAAUAAGGAAAAGCAUCUCACAAAGCUCCAACAAGUCAUGCAGUAUUGCGAAAAUGUUACCGACUGCAGAAGAAAACUGGUUUUAUCAUAUUUCAAUGAAAAGUUCGAAUCCUCACUCUGUAAAAGGAAUUGUGACAAUUGCAAGAAUAGCCUUAAUACUACCACUGAAGAACGAGACAUUACCGCUGAGACCAAGCACAUAUUGAAAUUGAUUUCACAAAUACAAGAUGAGAAGGUAACGUUAAUACAUUGUCAGGACAUUUACAAAGGGUCGCGCAAUUCAAAAAUUGUUCAAGCGGGCCACGACAAGCUGAGCUACCAUGGUCAGGGGAAAAACAUGUCGAAGUCAGAAAUAGAAAGAAUCUUUUUCCAUCUGAUAACUAAUCAGGUUCUGCAAGAGUACCCUGUGAUGACCGGACGAGGAUUUGCUUCAAACUAUGUGAAAGUAGGAAUCAAGGCACAGCAGGUUUUAACUGGAAGAAUGAAGGUGUCGAUGCAUUUUGUCACUUCUAAUGUUGAUUCCUCUAGGGCGGGGUCUGCUCCUCCUGGUCAGAUGACAGAAUUGAAUGGGAAAACGUCUCACGAUGGCACCAAUGGCAAUGCUGGUGCCAUGGCAAGGACAGCGGGGCUGUCUAGCUAUAGCCGUCCAAUCUUGAAUCACUAUGCAUAUGAUGAUGACAACGGCCCGUCGGAAGCAAAAUCCCACAAUCGCUCAGCGUCGCCCAUAAUGAUGGAAGAUACUACAAGCCAUUUAACAGCUGAGGAACAGCUGAGCGUUACGGUAGCAUAUCAAGAGUUAAGGCAAAGGGCGAUGCAAGUUGCCAGCAAAGCUGGUUAUAAUUCUUUUAUGGGCAUAAUCUCCGAGCAAGCAUUGAAAAAAGCUGCAGUUACGUUGCCGAGUUCUCUGGAGCAAUUUCGGCUGUUACCCAAUUUGACAGCUUCUCAACAGCAAAACUAUACGCACUUUCAGGAGCUUCUUACAGUUUUACGGUCCAAACGCCGCUCUUUGACUAGUCAAAAAGCGUCUCAAUCAGAUCCACAUCAGGUCCCGGGUGUUUCGCCUUUUUUCCAAAAUUCUCAAUUCAUGGAGGAUGCAGAAAUGCAGCGACGCAAUGAAGAAAUUUUACAGCAGAUACGUCAAUCUGCUUCCAUCGAGAUAAAUCCUAACGUUCUAAGUCAGAAAGUUAGAAGUAGCCAGUCUAAGACAAAACGAGGUAAGAAAACCAAAUGGCCUGCAAAAAAUUGGGCAAGAAGGCCAUGA